GCCUGCGUACCCUUGCUGUGAAUGUAAUGCACUGAAGCCCAGACACUAUAAACACAUGCCGGGCACAUAGUGUGCGGUGCCGCAGAGCCGCCAUGAACGGCUUCCCCUCCGAGGACUUAACCCGGGACAGCGGGGGGGAGGUGACCUCCCCUACGGCCGCAGCUGCCCCCCCGGUCCCGUCCGUGGCUCUGGGUCCCCUGAACGGGCAGCUGUGCUGUCUGCGGGAGGAAGGCGAGAGGUGCACCCGGCCUGCGGGCAAUGCCAGCUUCAGCAAGAGGAUCCAGAAGAGCAUUUCCCAGAAGAAAGUCAAGAUCGACCUGGACAAAACAGCAAGACACCUUUAUAUUUGUGACUUCCACAAGAACUUAAUCCAGAGUGUGAGAAACAGACGGAAAAGAAAGGGUAGUGAUGAUGACGAUGCGGACUCCCCGGUUCACGACGCCGAUACCCCAGAGGUGGACCUAUUCCAGUUGCAAGUAAACACGUUGAGAAGAUAUAAGAGACAUUUCAAACUUCAAGCAAGGCCUGGUUUGAAUAAAGCACAGCUUGUUGAAAUCAUUGGUGGUCAUUUCAGAACUCUUCCAGUGAAUGAGAAGGACACACUUACAUAUUUCAUCUGCUCAGUCAAGAAUGAAAAAAACAAAAUGGAUCACAAGUCUGACGGAGGACUCCAUUAGGCAAAACGCAUUUGUGUUUUAUGGACAUUGGCAGCAGUUGGAGAUCUCUGCAAGCCUCGGAAAAGAAGGACACUUGUAAAUAAAGUUCAGUGGGAUAUUUACGUUGUGCAUGGCAUUGACUAGUCUGACAAAAUUGUCACUUGACGCAGCAAUAACUCAGCAUCUAUAAUACUUUAUUUGCUCUGUUCCUUAAAGAAAUGCAGGGCAUGGUUGCAAAUUCUUUUUGUUCAAAAUUGCAUCUAAAAUGAAAAAUGAAGCAGCUUUGCAAAAAGUCUUUUAGGUUUGUGUCAACAGCUCCUAUUCUGACCUAUACGUCUCCAUGUAACAGAAUCCAAACCCUGUGUCGUCUGAUCCUGCAUUCAUACUUCUAUCUGUCCUCUCUGUGCCAUACAGGGGCGGAUUGGCCAUAGACCCUACAGGGAAAUUUCCAGGUGGGCCGAUGCCCAAGCUCUCCUCAUGGCCGCAGGUCUGGUACAUAACGAUCUGAAGGUCAAUGGCCGCAAACUCAACUGUAUUACCAUCCUCAGGACAGUGAUACAUUUAAGGGCGGCAGUAUCUGGUUCUGCUGGUGCGGUACUUUGUGCUGCACAAUGGUAUUGCAGGCCCUGUCUACUUCUGUUGGCCUUGUCUACUUAUGUUGCCCAGUCUUCUAUCAAUUUAGUCCCGCUUAAGAACAUGGGGCCACUUUUAUUUAUUUUUUUCCAAGGCCACUUUAAGUUCCCAAUCCGCCAUAUGUUGGAUAGGUUAACAGAUAGCAGGGAGUAUGACUGCAGGUAUAGCCUACACAGACUUUGUAGUCUGGAGACACAUCGCUCUGAAUAGAUGGAAGGUUUUUAACUAAGGACCCUAUUAGACUACUUGGGCAGGACAAGGGCUGAUGGAUGAUAAACACAUCCAUUGGCACUCAUUUGCAUCAGAUCAGUGCAUUCCGAUGAAAGACGCUAAUCAGCCAAGAAACGAGCGUGAUCAUAGUUACAUGGUUAAUACGGUUGAAAAAAGACAUAAGUCCAUCAACCAAUGGAACGGUGGGGACGUGAAUCCCAGAAGGAAGUGAUCAUACAGGCCAGUUAUUGGGGACGAGCAUGCUUAUGAUAAUUGCCCCAAAAAUCGUUUGGCCUAAUAGGGCCUUAAAGAGUUAUUCUGGUUAUCCACAGGUUAGGGGACAACUAUCAGAUUGGUGGGGGUCCUACCGCUGGGACCCCCACGAGAACUGGUGCCUCAUACCCCAUGGAGCCCCCCUGAAAUGGACAGUGUCAGAGGUGGCAGUUCUGCACUGUGGUUAGGGGGUAACGUUCUUUAACUGGAAUACCCCUUUAACACCAUUUGAAAAGUUGCUUACUUUCUCAUUUUGAGCAAAAUUAGAAGAAUACAAACAUGCCUGCAAAUGUCAACCCAGCCUUUAACUCAUUUUUAUAUAGCAUCCCUUUAAUAUAUUUUAUAAAGCGCCACCACAAUGCCUGCUAUUGCUUUAUUACCCAGUGUGGCUGCACUUUAAGGUGCAAAAAUUCCUAAAAAGAUUCUGUAAUUCUGAAUUCUAUACCUUAAUUUAUUUCUGCAGAUUGACAUUGAAGUAUUUGCUACUGAGGAGAGACUGGUGUAAUAACUGUGUUCAACAAGUCGCAACUAAAUGAGCUUUCAAUAGUUUAGAGUUAUGUUUGUCAUAUAGCAUGUGGUAAUGCUAUAGGUUGCACAGACCCCUCCUAUUAUAUAUAGCCUUUAGAAGUUGCACUUUUCUGGGGAUUUUAGUCCUAUAAAUGUUGUUGGCAUGUACUGGUUGAUGUUGGUGACUUAAGUCUCUGGAUCACCCUGAAUGUAUAAUAUUGUGAUGGCUUUAAUAAAAAUAUAAAUUAAGUGCU
Molecule: messenger RNA, 2533 nt
Organism: Bufo bufo (common toad)
Lineage: Eukaryota; Metazoa; Chordata; Amphibia; Anura; Bufonidae
Gene: SAP30
Product: Sin3A associated protein 30
Exons: 4
Coding region: 93-677 (194 amino acids)
Biological process (GO): regulation of DNA-templated transcription
Cellular component (GO): histone deacetylase complex
Molecular function (GO): protein binding; transcription coregulator activity
Source: RefSeq, a predicted model, not a curated record